GGGGAGGGUCCCAUCGCAGAGCGCGGCAGCAGCGGCGGCAGCUCCCAUCUCUCCAGCCCUUCAGUCAGCGGAGUCGGCCGAGGGAGGACCGACACUGAGAAAAAAGAAAGAAAAGAAGCCCCCACCCCCCUCCCCCCCCUCUUGUCUCUGUGAAUGAGUGAAAUCCACACGGCCGAAGUCGGCGAGAGGAGCGCUUCACCGUGCCUCAGUGUGCGCGCCCGCGCGUGUGCAGUCUUGUGUUCCGUUACAGGAACAGAAAAAAUAAUAAUAAUAAUAAAAAUAAAAAAAACGUGUUGAUCGCAAGGACGUUUCACUCUUGAGGCAAAAGCUACCAGAAGCGCAAACCGGAGGGAGAACGCGAUGAACGCGAUCAGAGAUUAUUUCCCUCUCCUGCUCGUUGUGGCGGCGGCGGCUGCGGCGACGGACACGGGCGCCGAAGCAUCUGCCUCUGAGGAUGCUCCAUCAAUCACCCCGGGGGGCCCUCCGGAGAACAGAGCCAGCUUGUACUCCACCACCCAGGACUCAGAAAGGAGACUCCCCGUGGUGUCCACCGCCCCACCUCUCACCAUCCUGAACCACCACCCUCUCUACAGAAACCCCCCCCGACACCAGGCACCACUCGGCCCCUAUGGUCAGCCAAACUACUUUGAAGACAGCGGAGGAUCCAGCUCACAUCUAACCGCUCAUACUACCUUCCCCACCGCACCUUCUGGCACUCCACUGGGUAAUGCUGAUAAAAGGGCUUCAGAUGAGAGCGCUGAAGGCUCUAACAUGAAAACAACCCUUGUCAUGCAUGCAUUAGCAUCCACUCCUCACUCCAACUCCCCCAUUCCAGGCACCACAGCAGUUCUAAAGCAUCCAGGACAUGCUCUAGCCAUCCCCUCUGCUACUGGUUCAAGGGAGAAAGAUGUAAUGAGUCCAGAUCAACCUGGAGGCAGUGACAAAGAGGAGACAACCACCACCACUAUCACCACCACCACCAUCAUCACCACCAUGCAGAGCCCAGUUCCCUGCCAGAUGAACCUGACCGGGCCAGAAGGAUACAUAGAGGCUCCCCCACAGCCCAGCUCUGCCUUUCACUCCACUUUGGACUGCAGUUACAUUAUCACUGUCUAUUUGGGCUAUGGAGUGGAGGUCCAGGUGAUGAAUGUGAAUCUAUCUGAGGGCGACAAGGUGGUGUUGGAAGACGUGGGCUACGGGGAGAACACCAUGCUGGCCAACGAGUCCAUUCUGAUGAGGGGGUUGGUGGUGCGGAGCCACAGCAAUCAGAUCUCCAUCCGCUUCCACAGCCCGAGGCCCCGUGCUGGAUCAGUCCUGCUCCGAUACCAAUUCUUUGUGUUGAGCUGUGUCUUCCCCCAGCGGCCUCUUUAUGGCGACGUGUCAGUGAGCAGUCUCCAUUCUGGUGGGGAGGCGUUCUUCUCCUGCCUGACUGGCUACAAGCUGCAAGGCCACAGUGUGCUGACCUGCCGCAAUGCUAGCACCCCCUAUUGGAGUGGCAAGGAACCACACUGCCUAGCUGCCUGCGGUGGUGUGAUGAGGAACGUCACAGUAGGUCGGAUCAUCUCUCCCGGCUUUCCCAGCAACUACAGCAACAACCUGACGUGCCACUGGCUGCUGGAAGCUCCCGAGGGCCAAAGACUUCACAUUCACUUUGAAAAGGUGGCGCUGGCUGAAGAUGAUGAUCGGCUACUGAUCAAGAAUGGUAACAGCAUAGAUACAGCUGCUCUGUAUGAUUCCUAUGAGGUGGAGUAUUUGCCUAAUGAAGGUUUGCUCAGCUCAUCGAGGCAUCUUUUCAUUGAGCUGACUACAGAUGCAACAGGCACAUCCACUGGCAUUGCCAUCAGGUACCAAGCCUUUGCAGCAGGCCACUGCCAUGAGCCCUUUGUGAAGUACGGUAACCUGACCAGUAGCGACAACACCUGGGCAGUGGGAGCUGUGGUGGAGUUUGCCUGUGACCCUGGCUAUACUCUGGAGCAGGGAUCUGUCACCAUUGAAUGCAUGGAUCCCAACAACCCCCAAUGGAAUGAGACAGAGCCCGCCUGCAGAGCUGUGUGUAGUGGCGAGAUCACAGAUUCAGCUGGAGUGGUGCUCUCUCCUAACUGGCCUGAAGCCUACGAUAAAGGCCAAGAUUGUAUCUGGGGAAUCCAUGUCGAGGAGGACAAGAGGAUCAUGCUGGACAUUCAAGUGUUGAACAUCGGGAAGAAUGACCUGCUGACCUUUUAUGACGGAGACGACCUCACAGCCAAAGUGCUGGGUCAGUAUGGAGGGUCGAAGUCUCACUUUAAGCUCUACACCUCCACUGCGGACAUCACCAUCCAGUUCCAGUCUGACCCUGCCACCAAUGUCUAUGGCUAUGGCAACGGCUUCGUAGUGCACUUCUUCGAGGUAGCUCGUAACGACACCUGCCCCGAGCUACCAGAGAUCUCCAACGGAUGGAAGAGUGCGUCCCACCCUGAGCUGGUCCAGGGCACCGUGGUGACCUACCAGUGUUACCCAGGUUAUCAGGUGGUGGGUGCAGAGCUGCUCAUGUGCCAAUGGGACCUCACCUGGAGCGGUGACCUACCAAGCUGUGAAAGGGUGGUGUCUUGCGUUGACCCUGGGAAAGUGGAUCACAGCAGGAGGGUGCUCUCAGGUCCCCACUUCACUGUGGGUUCGACCAUCCAGUACAUCUGUGACAAGGGCUUCACUCUGUCUGGAAACAGCCUGCUCACCUGCUUCAACCGCGGAUCCUCAGGCCCCAAGUGGAACCAGAAACUGCCCAGAUGCCUGCCUGAGACCUUUGAGCCCUGCAGUCACCCAGGGACCCCCACCUAUGGGAUCCCCAGCUCCAGCAAGCUCCACUUCAAGGCAGGAGACACUCUCCACUACUCCUGCCUGGCCGGCCACCAGCUGCUGGGUGAACCUGUUCUCCACUGUGUCCCUGGACACCCAUCCCAGUGGAGUGGGCUGCCACCUGUCUGCAAAGCCCACCCUGGGGGGUAUGAUGAGCGCAGAUUAGAUGUAUCUACUACAGACAUCAGAGUGGAGGGGGACCAAGUGGCGUUUGCGGUCUUCAUCCCUGUCAGCCUUCUCCUCAUCCUCAUAAUUGGGAUGUACAUCUACUUCUCAAAGGUUCAGAAUAAAUCACUACGACUCUCCCUGUCCUCCAAUUUACCAUAUGAAAACAUCCCUGGAGAAUCUGCAGUCGACAGCUCCGUUCAUGAGACAACGAACAAUGAGGAAACAAGAGAGUACGAGGUUUCGAUCUGAAGACGCCAGUGUGUGUGUUUCAGUAUGGACAGAUAAGAGGCCCGCUGGCCUUUUCAAUGUCCGUCAGACUCAUACCUUUGGUGACUCAUUUGACACCUCCACCCCUGUUCUCUGUACACUGAAUAUGAGCCUCCCUUUAUUUACCCUACAGAGGACACCCCGCCGCCCCUGGAAAGGCUGGGCCACUGGAUUAUUUUUCUAGCUCUUCAACAGUAACAGUCCAGCAGCAGCAGUUUGUACAGUUUUUAAUCCUGUGCUUGCAUCCUGAGGACUUUCAGUGCAAGCAACAUCCCAGAAAGCAGAAGAGAUCAAUGCGAAGCUAGUGCCAUGAACUGCAUAUAACCACAGAUGUUGCGUUGUGUAAUGUACAUUAUACACUAUAUGUCGUCUGCCAUUAUUUAAAUAACAAUGCUUAUGUGUUUAAGGGAUGUCUAUUAAGAGUAAGAUCCUUCACUGAAAAACAACUAUGUUUGGUUUUAUCAAAGGUUGCCAAAAAUCAUUGAGUUCAUGCGACCCCUUGAAUUAAGAAAUCAGAAUGUGCCUUAAAUAAAAGGCCGUUGAAGGAAGAACUUAAUGUCUGGGAAUAGAUGAGAAGAUUGAUAUCAUUCACAUCCAUUCAUUUUAUGUGCACACCUUGAAUCACCUCGCUUCGUUGUUUACUCUUGCAAACAUAAUCUAACCUUGUCCUGAUCAGAUCUGUGUUGAACACGGAGUCAUAAAAUUGGUAUCAAUCUUCCCGUUCGGUUCAGAGAAAGAAAGAUUUCAGAUUGUCAAUAAACUUUGCCCCAGAAACAACAUCCAGCUCCCAUGGGAAUCCUGAAAGUUUCCAUUUUAAAAUGACAAAACUGAUUUCAUAGGACUAUAAGACAAAGACAUUUUGAUUUUUCUACUUGGUGUGAGUUUUCCCCAUGUGUUAAACUGUCUAUGAAGCUAAAGAAGAUUACCCACCAAGGCAACCUGUUGUUAAUAUUGCCAUUGCCUGUCUGCAGGUUGCGUCUAAAUUUAGACCAUUACUGUCGUUCAAACAUACAGUAUAUAUUGUCUUAGGAGAAAACAGUAUGUAUCCAUGCAAGCUGGUGUGAUGACAAUGACUAUAAUGACCCUAUUUUUGAUUCAAUGCGCAUAAAGGACUGAUCAAGCAAAUUCAUAAACAUCUUCAAUUAAAAAGAUAUUGUUCA
Scophthalmus maximus (turbot) is the source of this 4427-nucleotide messenger RNA. Its product is annotated as seizure protein 6 homolog. The coding region runs from base 361 to 3249 and encodes 962 amino acids. The transcript is spliced from 18 exons. Gene Ontology annotation, cellular component: neuronal cell body; dendritic shaft; endoplasmic reticulum. Lineage: Eukaryota; Metazoa; Chordata; Actinopteri; Pleuronectiformes; Scophthalmidae. The record is from RefSeq and is a predicted model, not a curated record. Gene Ontology annotation, biological process: regulation of dendrite development; synapse maturation.